AAUUGACCUACAUUGGGCCCCAUUUCUUGUAUCCCCACAUAUCAGUUCCAGAUGACCGUGACUUAUAUUCUAAUAAUUAGAUCAAACUUUUCUUCUCUACUAGUUACAAAGUGGAUAUUGCUUUGGUGUGAUUGAAACAAGAAUGAACAACAAGCUUCUUCUUCUUCUCCUCACUUUACUGUCCAUAACUUGCAAAUGUUACGCCUUUUCUGGUGGUGCUCCAGAACUGGUAUGCGAUGACAUGAUGCCAAUCCAUUUGGUUCCACCACAAAGGUCCAAACUUCCAUAUAUAGUUGGCGCCAAUAAUACUGAGAUCAAAGGAGGAGAAGCAGUUCAAAUAGAAAUUGGAGGAGGUAGAUUUAAGGGACUGAUGAUGGAGGUGAGAAAAGGGAAUAGAGCAACAGGAAAAUUUUUACUCGAUGAAGACGAAAACGAUUUUAAAACUAUAAAUUGUCACGGAGGUAAAAAUAAUGUUCUUUCGCAUCAGAAUAAUGCAAAUAAAAAGAAUAAAACUGUGAUAUGGAAAUCCCCAAAAAAUCCAGGAAAAUAUACUAUAUACGUCACAAUAGCCAAAGAUGGGUUUGUAUUCUGGUCAAAAAUUCCUGCAGAAGAAAUAACUGUGGUUUAAUUUAUAUUGUUUCAAAUGUAGAAAAUAUAGUGACUUAGUCAAAUUAUUUACCUAUUGUAAUAAGCAAUAAUUAGGUAUAAGAAAAUGACUAUCACAUCGUAAUGUGAUGUAAUUGUUACAUUGUGAACUAAUAUUUUUUAAAAUUCAAUAAUUUUUAUUUAUUCUUAGUAUCGAUUCAAAUGGUGGAGCCAAAGAUCGAUACAAGAAAAAUCGAGAUAAAAAAAUAUUGAUCUCGUAAAGAUCGAUUCAUUCUAUGUAAAAUAUAAAAUUAAAUUAAAACAAUAA
Psylliodes chrysocephalus is the source of this 913-nucleotide messenger RNA. The record is from the annotation of a GenBank genome assembly. NCBI's taxonomy places the organism in Eukaryota, Metazoa, Arthropoda, Insecta, Coleoptera, Chrysomelidae.